Messenger RNA from Coniosporium apollinis CBS 100218, 780 nucleotides. RefSeq lists its product as uncharacterized. The record is from RefSeq and is a predicted model, not a curated record. NCBI's taxonomy places the organism in Eukaryota, Fungi, Ascomycota, Dothideomycetes. Bases 1 to 780 code for a protein of 259 amino acids. The transcript is spliced from 4 exons.
AUGAGGACCUUACUAUAUGCGACUACGAUAGCACUGGCUGUCCUGAUCGGACAAAUCGCCGCGCUGCCGGUGGAGACUAAUCUGGUAGAGCCCAAGCCGGUAGAGAUUAAGCCGAAUUUGGGAAUGCUGAAGGAGGAAACGGACCACAAAUACUUUCAUGAACCCGGCAACAACGACAUCCUCGGCCACUACGACGUCCGCUACUACCACGGCGUGGUCUCCUACGACGAGCGGACCGACACCCUCCGGCACAUGAUCCGCGCAUAUCUACAAUUCUUCAGAGCCGAGGGGAUCGAGACAUGGAUAGCACACGGCACGCUCCUCGGCUGGUGGUGGAACGGCAUGCUGCUCCCCUGGGACUGGGACGUCGACGUCCAAGUCUCCGGCGCAACCCUCGCACACCUAGCAACCCACUACAACCGCACACUGCACGACUACACCUCCCCUUCGCUCGCCGGUCCGCGGUCCUACCUGCUCGACAUCAACCCCUGGUCCCGCGAGCGCGAGCGCGGCGACGGACAGAACAUCAUCGACGCGCGCUGGAUCGACACCCGCAACGGACUGUACAUCGACAUCACCGGCUUGAGCGAGACGCAUCCGGAUUUGGCGCCGGGAGUUGUCAGCUGUAAGAACUACCACCGGUAUAGGAUGGAGGAUCUGUACCCGCUGCGCGAGAGCCUGUAUGAGGGUGUACCGGCGCUGAUCCCGAAUGAUUAUGUCAAGAUUUUGACGGAUGAGUAUCAGGAGAAGGCACUUGUGGAGAAGGAGUAUGAGGGGUGA